Molecule: messenger RNA, 390 nt
Organism: Schistosoma rodhaini
Lineage: Eukaryota; Metazoa; Platyhelminthes; Trematoda; Strigeidida; Schistosomatidae
Source: the annotation of a GenBank genome assembly
AUGGAAGAUUGUGAGAAUGAUGACUUUAAACUAACAAAUGUAAAAUCUCCAAAUGACUGGGAACACGCUGACUUGGGUUCUGAAGACCGAAACAAGAAGUUCUUAAAAUUAAUGGGUGGAAAUCCUGUACGUGAUCAUAAAGGAAAACUUGUAAUCGGAGAAAACAUCGAUAGCGUGCACGGUCAAAAUAAAGAUACAUCCAUAAUCAAUAAGGAGCUAGAAAAUCAGUAUCUUCAGGGUUUGGAAAAGAGUAUGCAACCAAAUCGUCACCAUGGUUUUGGAUGUCAUGCAAAUUCCUCGUCCAACCCUGUAAACAGAUUGGAUUAUGCCAACACAGAAAAACUUAAGCAACAAUAUAAAUCAUCAUUUAUCCCGGAAAAGGAUUCCUAA